Molecule: messenger RNA, 534 nt
Organism: Drosophila grimshawi
Lineage: Eukaryota; Metazoa; Arthropoda; Insecta; Diptera; Drosophilidae
Gene: Archease
Product: protein archease-like
Exons: 3
Coding region: 27-497 (156 amino acids)
Biological process (GO): tRNA splicing, via endonucleolytic cleavage and ligation
Cellular component (GO): tRNA-splicing ligase complex
Source: RefSeq, a predicted model, not a curated record
AUCGAACGAAUUAAGCUCUUAAAGCAAUGGAGGUUGAAUUUAGCAAGGAGAACUUUCUGCUGCCCGAAACUAAAUAUGAAUAUCUCGAUCACACAGCCGAUGUGCAAUUACAUGGCUGGGGCUCCACGCUGCUGGAAGCGUUCGAGCAAUGCGGUGUGGCAAUGUUUGGCUACAUGACAGAAUUGGAUUACGUGUCGGUGGAGACGUGCUACGAGAUCGAGGCUAAGGGCGAUGACAUCGAAGGGCUGCUCUUUCAUUUCCUGGACGAGCUGCUCUUCCUCUUCUCGGCCGAACCGUAUUUGGUGUGCAAGAAACUGGAAAUCACCAAAUUCGAUUUGGACAACUUUACGAUUGUUUGCCGCUGCUACGGGGAACCCUUCGAACUUGGCAAGCAUCCGCAGGGCACCGAGGUGAAGGCAAUCACAUAUUCCGCCAUGCAAGUGGUCCAAGACGUCGAACGCAGCCAUUUCGAAGUGUUUGUUAUAAUUGAUAUUUGAGUGACGAGCGGGCAAAAGACAGAGAGAGAGAAGGUAA